This is a messenger RNA of Zingiber officinale, 1606 nucleotides long. RefSeq names its product LRR receptor-like serine/threonine-protein kinase SIK1. Bases 241 to 1467 code for a protein of 408 amino acids. Gene Ontology annotation, molecular function: protein binding. The transcript has a single exon. The record is from RefSeq and is a predicted model, not a curated record. NCBI's taxonomy places the organism in Eukaryota, Viridiplantae, Streptophyta, Magnoliopsida, Zingiberales, Zingiberaceae.
UUCAUACUGCGACUACCCCUGACAGACCCACCCACUCACCCAAACUCGCAGUCAGAAGAGUCAGAAUCGCAACUCCUCUCCCUCUUCCUCCACAAUCUCGCACGACGCCAACAUAACAAGGAAAAACAAAGAAAGAGAUCGAGGAAGAAGAGCAAUUCACUCUUCCGCCAUUAAAAGCCAGACAUUAGACCACUCUCUCGUUGCUUCCUUAACCCUAAUUCUUCUUCAGAAACGAGCUUAAUGGCACCGGUCACCUGCUGUUUUCUGAGAGCUCCUUGGCGGUGGUUGCUCGCGCUGUGUUUGAUAGUGUGGUCGGCCGCCGGCGUGUCCGGGAUUCUGAACCCGGAGGACUUUCUGGCCCUGCAGGCCGUGCGCAAGGGCCUCGACGACAUGCCCAGGUCUCGCUUCUUGGCCGGCUGGGACUUCACCGGCGACCCGUGUGGCUUCCCCGGCGUCCUCUGCGCCGGGGAUCGCGUUGUCAGCCUCGCCCUCGGUGACCCCCGCGCCGGCUCCCCGGGCCUCCAGGGUCGCCUUGACCCCGCCCUCGGUCGCCUCACCGCCCUCGCUGAGCUCUCGCUCGCCCCCGGCCGAGUCUCCGGCCCAAUCCCCGUCGGGCUUGCCAACUGCUCCGACCUCCGUUUCGUCGCCCUCUCCAGGAACCUUCUCUCCGGCCCCGUACCCGACGGCCUCGGUGCCCUCCCCCGCCUCCGCACCCUCGAUCUGAGCUACAACCUGCUCUCCGGUACCAUCCCGCCCGCACUUGCCUCCGUCCCCACUCUCUCCAACCUUAUCCUCUGCCACAACCGCCUCUCCGGCUCGCUUCCCUCUUUCCCCCACUCCUCUGCACUGAUCCGCCUCGACCUCAAGCGCAACCAGCUCUCCGGCCAGGUGCCCCCUUUGCCGCCCUCGCUGCAAUACCUCUCCCUCGGAUCGAACGCGCUCACUGGCUUCGUCGACGCCGUGUUACCGCUCCUCACCCGGCUCAGUUUCCUCGACCUGAGCUACAACUUCCUCUCCGGCCCCCUUCCCGGGUGCGUGUUCUCCUUCCCGCUGGCCGCGCUCCUGCUGCAGCACAACGCCUUAUCAGGACCGGUUUCUCCCCCCGGUGACGUGAGCAUCCCGGUGGUGGACCUGAGCUACAACCUGCUGACCGGGUCCCUGCCGCCGCAACUGGCGCCGGUUGGGCGGCUGUACCUCAACAACAACCGGUUCAUAGGGGAGGUGCCGCGUCUACUGGUGCGGGGCCUCGGCGACGGGAUGCAGCUGCUCUACCUCCAGCACAACUUCCUCACGGGGGUGGAGCUCGGAACGGAGGCGGCGGCGGCGACCGGAAAUGCCAUCCCUGCAGGGGCGUCGCUCUGCCUGCAGUACAAUUGCAUGGUUCCGCCGUUGGACGCGCGGUGCCCGGUCCAGGCCGGCACGCAACAGAUGCGCCCUGCCGACCAGUGCCCACAGUGGAGGGGCUAAUCGCCGCGUUUUGAGGAAGAGAUGGUGAUUCAUAUUGGAAAGGAAGAAGAAUCUCAUACAAUCAAUCAAUCAAUCUUUCUUUUAUCAAUCUGUUCUGUUGGUGUAUAAUUGAAAUUGAUUCUUAUUUUCUUGUGGAGAA